Volvox carteri f. nagariensis is the source of this 336-nucleotide messenger RNA. RefSeq lists its product as uncharacterized. The transcript has 3 exons. Lineage: Eukaryota; Viridiplantae; Chlorophyta; Chlorophyceae; Chlamydomonadales; Volvocaceae. The annotation marks the transcript as partial. The record is from RefSeq and is a predicted model, not a curated record.
AUGUGGCGCGGCAACUGUCCAACUGCCAUCCUCUUCUUGUUAGCCCUCACAAUCGUCCUAGCUCAGUAUGAGUAUCCUAUGGGCACAAACGAUGGCGACCUGAAGGCCCUGGUGGAGCGGUUCAAGUCACUUCCCGAGCUGCGAGGCUCCUCAGUCGUCGCCGCAUCCCCCGACCUGCUCGUCCUUAUCCCGACCCCAGGCCAAAGCCUUGCCCAGAUCCGGGCGGCGCUGCUGCAGCAGCCCGAGGUGUAUGAACUGGAGGUGCGGGAUGAGACGCAUCGACGAGAGGGCAACGAAAAGCCGUACGAGGUGCUUCGCAAGGAGCGGCUAGCACAG